CGAGGAGAGGACGACGAGAGGCCGAGGAGUACGACGAGGACGAGGAGAGGACGAGGACGAGGAUGAGGACGAGGCCCAGGUCCAGGUCCAGGCCCAGGGCCUGGACGAGGACGAGGACGUUGACUUGGGCGCGAUGACACCGUUGGAGCCGACUUCCUCAGCUUCGAGGAAGCCCUACCAGCGCGGGGUCACGCGCCUCCCUACCUCGGCGCCUGCGGCACACUCACGUGGGACGAUUCGACCCGUGGGUGAUAAGUUUCAGAUUGUGAGUGCGGGCAAAUUCCGCUACCCUAGUUCUAUCCAGGGCCUCCUCAUUAAGAAGCACUACCCUGGUUUCGUCACCCACAAAGGGAGACGUGAGCCAGCCUUCACGUGGGACGACUUCUACAGCGCGUUGGACGAGAACGAUGUUCUCAUCGCACAGGUCAUCAAGGACGAGUUCUGAGAGUGGUACGUGAUAGAGGACGGCGCCCCCGUGGACAGGGUUGCGUAUGCGCAGGAGGAGACCUGCAAAGACCGGGUCAAGGACAUGUACCACGAGGCGCGCAUCCAGUGUGUCGUCACCUACAACGCCGACGUCCUUGGCCGGUCGGUGGGCAAGAGCCAGGCUAGGGAGAUGAUCCUGGAUCCCGACACCGAUCUCACCAGGGAGCAGUACAUACAGUUUCCUGCUGAAUGGUGCAAGGGCCAUCUUGACUGUUGGGAGGCCAUUGUAGACUGGUGGAGAAGGCUGGAGGCGUACGCCGAGCGGAAAGCCAGACGGGCGUACCGCCUGCAGAUGCCAGGACCGGCCCACCACCAAGGGAGCCGCUCCCUCCCAGGGUACAUGGACACAUAGUCCCAGUCGCAUGGUGGCAUAGUCAUCAACGAGUACGUGGGGUACGCCCUUGCACACAAGGGCCGAGCGGACGAUCCAAACAACGUCUACAGCCCCGCGGACGAGGCCGAGGCGUACACCAACCCGAACGCCUACGAGAAGAUGGCCGAGUACACCUCACAUGCUCGCGCGCGCCACGGGGACGACUUCGAUCCCGCCACUGAGCCCCUCGACACAGAGAUCCUGAUGAGGGCUGGAGGAGGGAAGCAGCACGGGCGGUACUAUAUGGCCCACAGCGCCAUCGACCUGACCACUGUGCCCACGCUCUGCCAGGUGCGACAGGCGAGCAGCACAACCUCCUCCGACGUCCCCAUACGAGCUCGGCAGCCGUCUUUCCAGUCCCAGUUGGCCGAGUUGCGGGCCAGGCAGGAGUCCGCGGAGGAGGCCCAUCGGCAGGAGAUAGCGCGCCAGAACGAGGCCCAUCGGCAGGAGCUGGCGCGCCAGUUCGAGGCGUUUCAACAACACCAGCAGCGUCAGAUGCAGGACUUCGCCAACUACUUCACCUCCCUUCAGAUCUCUGGUGUAGUCCCGCCUCCGCUGCCUGCAUCGCUGUUCGCUCCACUCCCUCUUCCUGGCACUGUAGUACAGUCUCCAGCACAGUCGCACGGAUCGAACCUGACUCCUCAAGACGGCGCUUCUCCAGGCCAUGGGUGUCAGGUCCAGCAGACUCCACAGCAGACGUGGCCUGGCGCUCCUCGGCCUCAGACGUACGGGUGGGGUCCGUGGUCAGCUGGCGCUCCUCCGCCUCAGACACACGGGUGGUCGCCGUUGUCAGGUGGCGCGCCUCAGCACCCAGCAAGUUGGCCGCAGCAGGGGUGGCCAGGUGAGGGCUCUUCCCAGGGACACGGGGAUGCCGGGUCGCAGCCGGACCAGUGAUAUGGACAUGUUAUGCUUGUGAUGGAUAUGUUAGGCGGAUUUGAUCACUUUGUGUAUGCGGAUCUGUGACAGGAUGAAUACCAACUAUUCUGUAUGUGGAUUUGUGACCAUUGAUGGAUGCAUGUGUCGAUUUGUGACUAUAUAUGUUAUGCAGGUUCUAUUACAUA
Messenger RNA from Sorghum bicolor (sorghum), 1920 nucleotides. RefSeq names its product SWI/SNF complex subunit SMARCC2-like. Lineage: Eukaryota; Viridiplantae; Streptophyta; Magnoliopsida; Poales; Poaceae. Gene Ontology annotation, biological process: transposition. The record is from RefSeq and is a predicted model, not a curated record. The coding region runs from base 980 to 1753 and encodes 257 amino acids. The transcript is spliced from 7 exons.